Molecule: messenger RNA, 4044 nt
Organism: Pelmatolapia mariae (spotted tilapia)
Lineage: Eukaryota; Metazoa; Chordata; Actinopteri; Cichliformes; Cichlidae
Gene: b3gnt2b
Product: UDP-GlcNAc:betaGal beta-1,3-N-acetylglucosaminyltransferase 2b
Exons: 3
Coding region: 406-1599 (397 amino acids)
Cellular component (GO): Golgi membrane
Molecular function (GO): UDP-glycosyltransferase activity; hexosyltransferase activity
Source: RefSeq, a predicted model, not a curated record
ACGAGUCGCGAUAAGCAGCAGAUCUCGGCUGUUAGCGGAGGGAAAACACGGGAGGUCCUCGGUAAACAGACGACGAUUAGCGACCGGGAACGGCACGUGAUGGAUUUAUUUCACUAUUUCGCCGCUGUCGGAGUGUCUCUAGGCUGACUGCCAAGCAAGUGAGUUCAACCGAGUUUAUUUUCCCCCACCUGUCCGGAGUAACAGUCAUAUCGAGCAGCUGAACUAGAUCCUCAUAAUUCAGUCUUUUCUCUGCCUCCUCCCCUUCCCGAUCCCUUUUCCCCAUUGGCUGUUGUCCCCAGACAGUGCACAAAAGUAUGGGGUAAAAGUGCUGAGGAGACACCAGGAGAACAAGAGCUGAAGAGGCCCACUCACCUGCACAGGUGUCGGCGGGUGCGGUAAUCUGUCAUGGGGCUGCUGCCAAAGAUGAGGCUUAAGGUUGUGGUGUCACUGACUAUGGUCAACCUCUUUAUCUUCAUCAUCAUCUCGCGGAACAUCAACCAAGACAAAAGUGGACAUCAAAAGAUUCGUAUCCCUUCCAAACCCUUCUGGGCCAAAGUGACUCCCAGCUCUGCCUACUGGAACCGCCAGCAGCAGAUUCUGGACGUUCACAGCAAUCAUAUCUUCAUGACGAACCGCAGCAGCGACAUCCCUGAGUGGCUCAAUGACACCAGUUUGACAUCCAACAUCUGUCAGCCUAACCUCAGGGUGACCACUCAGGUAAAAGAUUACAACUCCCUGCCGCCCCGCUUCAAGGACUUCCUGCUUUACAUGCGCUGCCGCUCCUACCCGAUCAUUAUGGACCAGCUGGAUAUCUGCAAGGAGCCACCGUUUCUGCUGCUGGCUGUCAAAUCACUGGUGCCUCACUUUGAUCGCCGCCAGGCCAUCCGCCAGUCUUGGGGAAAGGCAGGCGUAUUAGCCAAUCGGACAGUGGUUACCAUUUUCCUCCUUGGUAACGCCACACCUGGAGACCACCACCCAGAUCUGUCUGGUAUGCUGCAUUUUGAGAACGCCCGCCAUAAAGACAUCAUCCAGUGGGAUUUCCGUGAUUCGUUUUUCAAUUUGACUGUCAAAGAAGUUCUUUUCCUGGAGUGGAUCCAGGCACGUUGCUCCGGCGCCCAAUUCAUAUUCAAAGGCGACGACGACGUCUUCGUCAACACCUACCGCAUCAUGGACUUUCUCAAGGGGCUCUCGGGACCCAAAGCCAAGGACCUGUUUGUGGGUGAUGUGAUCACGAAUGCGGGGCCCCACCGAGACAAGAGGGUCAAAUACUUCAUACCAGAGAGCAUGUAUGUUGGAAUGUACCCACCGUACGCAGGAGGAGGCGGCUACCUUUAUUCAGGUGACAUCGCCACUCGCCUGCACAACGCAUCUCAACGCGUAGCGCUGUACCCAAUAGAUGACGUCUACACGGGUAUGUGUCUUCGUAAGUUGGGGCUGGCCCCCGAAAAGCACAAAGGCUUCAGGACUUUUAACAUAGAGGAGAAAUACAGGUCGAACCCCUGCGCUUACAAGAGCUUAAUGCUGGUUCACCCAAGGACCCCGCAGGAGAUGAUCCAGAUCUGGGCCUGGCUCAGUAGACCCAACCUGACCUGCCAGUGACUGCAGUCAGUCUGAAAACAUGUCAGGAUAGAUCACAAGGAAGGCCAAAGGGGCAAAUAUUUUAACUUGAACAGGGUGUAAACUUUAAAAGUUGGCAGCUUUAAGUUAAGAUAUUACUACGAUGGCCACACGGAUCCUCCGCCUGGUUGAGCGUUGUGGCCUGAAAAAAUUAGGGCGACGCGGCAGCGCUGAUUUUUCACAUUUUGUAUUUUGACUCUAUUCCACAGAGGAGUUAACUCUGCUUAACUUUCAAAGGAGCUUCACCCAAAGCGGAUAUCUUUGAGUUCAUAUAUUUAUAUCACAGCUAUUUAUAUGGCCUUUAUGUGCUUUAACACUGUCACCUCCACCACAAAGUGUCUCAAUGCUGUAUUAAAUAAAUGAGAGCUGGAAAGUGUCUGCCUGGCACCCAAGGGUCGGUUUGGUAAAGCUAUAACAUGCUGGUCAGGUUGUUGAAGUGAGUAAAAGCAAUUGAUUGCUUUCUGAACACUGAAAAACAGUGGUUCCUGCAUUCCCGGUGAACACUUCCUCGUAGUCGUAGCUGGAGGCUUAGAUUGUGCUGCUAUUUCCAACCACACUCCCAGAAGUAUUUACUCACGACUCUAAAGCUCAGAGUUUUGUUCACAUCAUUUCCUCAGUUUCCACCAGUGAGACUCUGCUCUCAGUCAGCCACAACAUUAAACCCACCUGCUGAAAUGUUUUUUUAAAGGCCGGGUCACGUUACCAAAGCCACCUUUGGGGUUUCUUAAAAGUGCAGUUGUCCUUAGCAGUUCCCUUAAUUGGUGUGGCUGAUCAACGUUGGAGCAUUUAAAAUGAGACCGGGAUGUCUAGCCUCGCUCUCCGCAGCUCAGCCGGUCGGGGCUCAGAGAAAUCCAAAUGCUGGUCUAAAUCAGCUUCAGGUUCAAAAAGGUUUAACAAAAGCCCAAAGUGCAUUUUCACAGGUGUGUCACUUCAACCUUUCAGUGUGACGUAUUCGCUAUGUGCCCGUGGAAAGCGUUGAAUGAGGAUAAAUGCUGCUUUACUGUGACCUGAGUGAGUCUAGAUUCUUUAAAACAGGCUGAACACGUACAUACACAAACUGUUACUUGAUUAAAGUGUCCGUGGGUUUUGCAAGAGACUCUUAAGGGACCUGUGUGUUGGUGAAAGCUUUAAAGUGUGUGUGAACUAGUGUUUUAUUUAAAAGUUAAUGCUUAGCUCAUUGCUGUUUAGCUUCAUUCACCUGACGAGACGUCCUGCACAUAUUUACCUUUCCCUCGUAUUACAUAAAAUUCCUUCUGAGCUGUAUUGUGUGCACGACACGGUGAGAUGCUUGACUCGCACACAGCAUGAGAUACUUAGGAAACUUAGUCUCAGAGACCAUAAUUAAAAGUCAGGAAUGUGUGUGUGUGUGCGUGUGUUUUUGUUUGUUUGUUUUUGGUUUUUGGGGUUUUUUUAAGGUCGGCAAAAGUAUUCACCCUCAGUCUGAAUCUUUGAGAUGAUUAAACUGAAUCUGAGUCUGGUGUGACUUUUGAGAACAGAAGGGUAAUGGUGUUACUUUGUCUCUGUUAGAGCUCCCCCUGCUGGUCAGGGUGGUGGCAAAAAAACUUUUUUUGGAAGAGCUUUGUAAACACUGGCGAUCCCACGACUCCCAAACUGCCGACCACCUCAUUUAUUUCAAGCAUCGGCUUAUUAAUUAUCUCUCUGUUAGUCUCUACAUCCUUCCUAUAUCCGUUAUGUGACAUUUGGAAAUUAUCCUACAGACAAUCACACCAGGUCUCUUGUUUUUUCUCUUUUCUUUUUGAACUUCAGCACGUUCAUGCAGGAUAAGACCAACACUAAAAAGAGAAGAUGAGAACCUGAAAGACGUGUAUUUCAAGCUUCUAGAUUAUUUAAUAUUUUUGUCACUUGUUGUGUGCAUAGCGCUGUCACUGCUGACAUACAUGCCGUUAAUUGUUGCACUCUCUCCUCGCUGUGUAGUUUCGCGGCUGCCUGAACUGUUUACAUCGCUUUCUAAUUGUUGCUUCAGCCUGAUGAUUGUCUACAGGAUGUGGGUGUUGAAUUUGUUGUUUUGCUUUGGUUUUGUUUGGAAGAGGUGCACAAUUUAUCCAAGUUUGAACAGUCAGUGUUUUUCUGGCCUGAAUGUCCUGGAUGUGUCCAAGCUGUGGAUGAUGAAGGAAAUUCAGCUGAAUGUAACGAGGCCCGUGGCUGUUCCUUCAUUGUGUGUUUUUUCUAUUUAAUCGGAGUGUAUGUAGAGUAUCUGUGUUCUUUUUAACCCACAGAAAGAUGUUUCUUUUGUGGAUUCUUCAACCUUUGGUUAAUGUGAGUUAAAGACGCUUUUCACUGCCUGCACAAGUCAAAGAUGAUUACCAAAUCUGUGCCUGAUGUUUGUAUGUACUGUAUGUCACGCAAACUUAAAUGUGAUCGCUUUAACAUUAUCUGAUUAUUUCAAUAAAGCUAUAUUUUAAUGGU